AUGUCCGGCUAUCAUGAUGCCAUUCUAAUAUGUAAAAGCAACAGACAAGAAGACACCUUCCAACCAAAGGAGAUUAAAAAGGUGAUACAGCGUGCCUACGACGAUCUUGGCCCGAUGAGGUUUGCAGAAUGGGCUGUAUUGGGGCAUUUUCUGGUCAUAGUCGUACUAUGGAUCACCCAAGACCCGAAUGUAUUUCCCGGCUGGGGUUCUUUCUUUCCUACCGGCCUUUCAAGUGCAACUCCGACAAUACUGAUCACUAUCUCGCUGUUCAUGUUUCCAUCUGAGAGACCGCUCCGUCUAAUAAGAACAAGGGAACAGCAAACUAGAGCUGAGAGCGAUCCAGAAAUGUGCCUAUCGAACGAUGCAAGUACGAGUACAGCUGGCGUUAACGAUGCUACGAAAGGGAGUGAAAGUCACCCAAAACUAGCCAAAGUCAAGUCCAUUCCCGCGCUUAUCAACUGGGACGUGGUACAUGAGAAGAUGCCAUGGGGUGUACUGAUUGUUGUAGGUGGAGGAUUCGCCCUUGCAGAUGGAUGCGUGGAGUCUGGUUUGUCAGCUUGGUUAGCAGAGCAGUUUAAGAUCUUUUAUGGGAUACCUCCUUUCGCCGUGGCUUUUAUCAUAGCCAUCAUGAUCUCAGUCCUUACCGAGUUUACUGCUAACACAGUCACCACCUCUAUCUUUCUUCCUAUCGUGGCGGAGAUGGCUGUUGCUACGAGGAUAAACCCGUUAUAUCUGAUGGUCACCGCUACAGUCUCUGCCUCCUUCGCCUUCAUGCUCCCCGUAGCUACCCCGCCCAAUGCCAUCGCAUUCUCUAGCAAGGAAAUCAACGUUAUCGAUAUGGUGAAGACAGGUUGUCUCCUCAACUUCACGUGCGUCUGUGUAUUACUCUUCUGUAUGAACACCCUCGGUCGACUGAUCUUCAACAUUGCAGUCUUUCCUGACUGGGCUAACAGUCUUGAUGCCAAUACCACCGACAUUUACAACGUGUAUAACUCCACAUCCGUACCAUUUUGAACUGACCAUAACGACCUUUACAAAUACACAUGUAGACAUCCUUUUCUUACCUUCCCUCUACUUUUCCCUCUUCUUUACAAAUAUGUUUCAAGCUUUCUUUUUCUUUGCAGCUGUUUCUAAGAAAGAUGAUAUUGUUUAAGUAAGUUUGGCAAUAACAAAGUAAAUCAAUUUCAACAGCCCAUAGAAAUGAAUGUGGCCGGUAUGAUUUUUGUACAUAUUCAAUCCUUUGAUUUGUUGAGCUGUCGAAUUCAAAUUUAUAUAGUUAUAGUCUGAACAACUGCCCCUAUUAACAGUACUUUAGACUGAUGGGCUCCUGAAUAACAUUUUUAAUUUGAAGGCCUUUUUAAGCUCUUAUUAUAGAGAUAUCGACUGCUUUGAGAGGCUUGGCUGUCUCAAGGGAACGCGCGCAGAUCCUGCCAUUACCCUGAGGCGCGCCUGGGUCUGCUAGUUCCCGAGAGCAUAAUAAAGCAGCCAUACCUCGAAUAUUAAACCAGUCGAUAUAUGUUUUUUAUAUGCCGAAUUGAAACAAAAAUCUACCAAGAAUUCUUA
Messenger RNA from Strongylocentrotus purpuratus (purple sea urchin), 1563 nucleotides. RefSeq names its product solute carrier family 13 member 3-like. Gene Ontology annotation, biological process: monoatomic anion transmembrane transport. NCBI's taxonomy places the organism in Eukaryota, Metazoa, Echinodermata, Echinoidea, Camarodonta, Strongylocentrotidae. The coding region runs from base 1 to 1014 and encodes 337 amino acids. Gene Ontology annotation, molecular function: transmembrane transporter activity. Gene Ontology annotation, cellular component: membrane. The record is from RefSeq and is a predicted model, not a curated record. The transcript is spliced from 8 exons.